This is a messenger RNA of Colius striatus (speckled mousebird), 2381 nucleotides long. RefSeq names its product RAB33B, member RAS oncogene family (gene RAB33B). Gene Ontology annotation, cellular component: Golgi apparatus; endosome. Gene Ontology annotation, molecular function: GTP binding; GTPase activity. Gene Ontology annotation, biological process: Rab protein signal transduction. The record is from RefSeq and is a predicted model, not a curated record. NCBI's taxonomy places the organism in Eukaryota, Metazoa, Chordata, Aves, Coliiformes, Coliidae. The transcript has 2 exons. The coding region runs from base 147 to 839 and encodes 230 amino acids.
CCGGCCGCGCGCGCUGGCGGCUGCCGCCUCUGCCCGGGGCAGUGGUUAACGGGGCGCGCGCCCGGCCGCUGCGCGCGGGGAGGAGGAGGAGGAGGAGGAGAGGAAGAGCGGGGCGGCCACGUCCCCGAACCGAUCCGCCCUGAGCGAUGAUGUCCGCUGCGGCCGACCUGGAGUCCUCGCUGGAGCUGAGCCUGACGAGCAGCGGAACGCUCCCCGGCGGGCUGCCCCCCGCCCGCUCUCGUAUCUUCAAGAUCAUCGUCAUCGGGGACUCCAACGUGGGGAAGACGUGCCUCACCUACCGCUUCUGCGCCGGCCGCUUUCCCCAGCGCACUGAGGCCACCAUCGGCGUGGACUUCCGCGAGCGCGCCGUCACCAUCGACGGCGAGCGCAUCAAGAUCCAGCUGUGGGAUACGGCGGGCCAGGAGCGCUUCCGGAAGAGCAUGGUGCAGCACUACUACAGGAACGUACACGCGGUCGUGUUCGUGUAUGAUAUGACAAACAUUGCCAGUUUUCACAGUCUGCCCUCAUGGAUAGAGGAGUGCAAACAGCACCUUCUUGCCAACGAUAUACCGCGGAUUCUUGUUGGAAAUAAAUGUGACCUGAGGAGCGCUAUUCAGGUGCCUACGGACUUGGCCCAGAAGUUUGCUGAUACUCACAGUAUGCCGUUAUUUGAAACCUCUGCCAAAAACCCCAAUGACAAUGACCAUGUGGAGGCCAUAUUUAUGACGCUGGCUCACAAGCUUAAAAGUCACAAGCCUUUAAUGCUUAGUCAACCCCCAGAUCACAGUGAAAUACAUAUAAAGCCUGAACCGAAACCUGCCAUGACCUGCUGGUGUUAAGUCAUGUGAUUAUCAGCUGUCACACGUUGUCUUGUUUGCAAACGCUUCAGAAUUAUGAUCUUGGCAAAGUUUCGGGUUUUGGUAGUAACGGAAGCGAAUCGCUUUGGCACUUUAAUGUGGGUUAUAUUUUUAUUGGUUUUCUGGUGUAGAUGUGCCCAUCUCAUGUUCUUGCACUUUGUAAUUGUACUUUCUGAAUGACUAAAGUUUCACUAUAAAUACACGGGAAAGUAAACCUUACAAGUAAAGUUUUGAGAAAGCAAUUCUACUUGAGCUCUUGCUGCCUGAGAUUGUUCUCAUCACUUGUGAUAGGGUUAUAAAUAGUAAGGUAAUUCACUAACAUUUUUGGUUGCUACUUGCAUCAGAGUAAUGUAGGAGAAAAGUGUUUUUUGUGACAGCCAGUUAGCUUGCUUUUUGGGCCAGUGAGUGAGGAGAUUUUUGGCAUAUGAAGGAACAUUUGGUGACUGCUAGCAAAUUGCUGAGCAAGUACCUUUUUAUUUUCAAAACAAACCCCAGGAUUGUCAGAUAAAGUUUGAGCUGACAGUGUAGGUGCAAACUGCUAGCUUUUGGACUGUCAUUCCACUGUAAACUUUGAUUCUUCAUGGCAAUGGUAAGAGAAUUGACAAACUUGUCCCUACCUCUAGACAAUUAUUUGAUACUUAAAACUUAGCUAACUUUUUGUCGCUAGUAUGGAAAACUAAACUCUGCAUUCCUCCUCACAGAAAGUACUGUAGCACGGGAUCUGAGGUAGAUCUGGGGCUGUAACUGUCUAUAACUUCUCUGACCUUACUAAAACUUCAAUGAGGGCUUUUUUCUGAAGAUGUGGUAUCUGAGUUGAGGGUCCCAGGGUAAGUAAAAACACUUCAGUGAAUGUAAGAUUGAGUGAAGGUGGCAAAGGCAUGCUGAUUUUCAAAGACAGAGGUUUCAGAGGAUUAUAGUGGCAAGGAAUGUCUUUCAAAUAUCUUGAAAAAAAACUUUUUAUAACCAACUUAGUGACAUAUUUUAGGGAUGGAAAUGCUUAGGACAAAACAUUAGGAAUAUGAGACUUCCUUAAAACACUUUUGAAUACAAAACAAAAUAGGCCAUGGAAUGUGGAGACAAAUAUGCCAAGUAUGUCCUCUAUUACAAAUUUGUGAACUAAAACCUCUUUGUGGAGUGUCAUGGCUGUGUGGGGCAUCCUUGGCAUUACUACUUAGUCAGUAACUUGGGUCAGGUGAAGGACAUAAUGACUUGUCACACACUUCUAUGUUCUCAUAAUUGCAACUUUUAUUUUAGUUCUCUCUGAAGGUCAAGCUUCGUACUGAAAAUGGUGCUGUUGCAGGUAUUUACAUAAAGGGAAACGUUCUUACAAACUCUAGAAGUGCCCUAGUAUUCAUGCACAUGGUUGCUGCACAUUAGGGUUUUUUUGGGGUUUUUUUUGUCUCAUGUCUUCAUCAUGAUGCUAUAGCUAAGAAGCAUCAAAAUACGUGGGGUUUUUAUGUGUACUGUAAUCUCCCCAAAGCAAAACUUCGCUGAGCCAAUAAAGUGUCUGCGUUACUCAAGAAA